This is a messenger RNA of Physella acuta, 3427 nucleotides long. RefSeq names its product BTB/POZ domain-containing protein 7. NCBI's taxonomy places the organism in Eukaryota, Metazoa, Mollusca, Gastropoda, Physidae. Gene Ontology annotation, biological process: morphogenesis of a branching epithelium. Gene Ontology annotation, molecular function: protein binding. The record is from RefSeq and is a predicted model, not a curated record.
GUUAACAAAUAUGGCUACCUAAUUCAAUGGCAGUCUAUUGACGUCUAUGUUACAGCGUUAGCCUAUAGUUAACUAUUGUACAAUACAUCUAGAUCUAGAGUUCAAAGAAGAAAAUUAACUUAAUCGUAUAUUUAUUCGGACAACAUCCAUUCACUUCGCUAUCAGACAUGAUAUUUUCUUCUUAAACACUUGAAAUGGGAGCACAGGCAUCUGCCCCUGACAGGGUACCAUCUCGUUCUGCGUUUGUUCGCUCCUCGCAUGCAUAUACAGUUUCAGAAAGUGAACCGGGAUCAAAAGAAAAAAGAAAAAAAGGAGUUUCUAAAUUUGCUACUCUAAGAAAAAAGCUUGUUCGUGUGCGGCGUCAAAGUAGGUCAUUUGAUCAUGCUAAAGCUAUCAGGGAAAUGCUUUCAGUCUGGCCCCUAGAAGAUAUUAGAAUUCUUGUUCAGGAAUAUGAGGCAUCCACAGUACUUAAGGAGUUAUCCUUGGCUGCUAGUCUUGCAAGACCACCUGCACAUUCUCUACGUUAUGAUCUGUCACGUCUUUAUGACUGUAAGUUCUGCACAGAUGUUGAUCUUAUUUUUAGAAACAGCUGCUUUCCUGUACACAGAGCUAUUCUCUCAGCAAGGAGUGAGUUUUUUAAGAAAUUGCUAGCCCAACAUCCAGAAUAUGGAGCCCAGGUACAUGUAAAGCUUAAGAUCCCAGGUGUAGAUGUGAACCUUUUCUCUUCAUUACUCAGGUAUUUAUAUUCAGAUGACCUGAGCAAAGACAGUCUAGAACACAGUGAACUCCUUGCUCAAUUAGCAGCUGAGUUUGGUGUUCCCAACAUCUUAGAGAAUGAUAUGAAGCAACUUUUAGAUAGUGGUGAACUAAGUGACGCUGUCCUGGUGUUCUCAACUGAUUCUGAUGUUGUAGAUGCUUCUGUGUGUCAUCAUGUCAGUGGAUCAUGCCAGUGUAUGACACAGAGUGGCUAUGGACAGCAGAAAACAUCCAGGUUUGAAUUCCCUUGCCACAGGGCCAUUAUUGCCUCACGCUCACCUUUCUUUAGGAAUUUGAUCAAUCGUAGAGCCAAGUCUGGAGAGGAGUUAACUGAAAGAACUUUAAGGACUCCUUCAAGAAUAAUUCUUGAUGAAUCUGUGAUACCUAGGCGCUAUGCUCGUGUUCUUCUGACAGCCUUGUACCAGGACAGUGUGGACAUGAGCUGUGUUCUCAGGGGCAGUCCAAGCAUGUGCAGCCUGAGUGAAAUUCAGGCUAUGGUCUCUACAGGCAGGUGUCAGAUGACUGUGGUAGACGAAGCCAUGGAGUUGUAUCAGAUUGGACAAUUCCUUGAUACACAGAUCAUAUCUCAAGGCUGUGAAGACAUCAUCAUAGACAAACUGUCUGCAGAAUCUUUAAUGAGUGUCUUAAGUUGGAGUGCAGAACCCCAUGGAUCGCAGUGGGUUCACCGUCAAGCAAUGGCAUUUUUAACUGAAGAAUUUUCACAGAUUGCUCACUCACCUGUACUAUUAGAUAUGAGCAAAGAAUUUCUUAAAGAAGUAUUGUCGUCAGACUUUCUACAAUGUAGUGAACAGGAUGUAUUGGCCAGUGUCAUAAGAUGGGGAGAAUAUCAGCUGACCAAACGUAUUGAAGAAAGAGAGCCCAACAUUCUGUCUCAUACAGCUCAUAGUGUUGCAAAAAAAGGUGUGAAAAAACGAGAUCUCAGUGAUGUUGAGCUGCGCGAGUUGCUGUCAGAACUUUUGCCACUCGUGCGCACAGAGCACAUAUUGCCUGCAAAUAGUGAGGUGUUGAACAAUGCAAUCAAACGCGGGCUGCUUGAACACCCCCUUACAUUCUCACAUCAUGAAGAAGCUGUGUUACAUAAAAUUGGAGCCUGGACAGGAGUAACUAAAUCUGGUGUCUUUCUCAAGCCAAGACUCUUUUUGCCAUACAUUGAGGAAGCCAAGGGUAUUCUAGAAGAGCACUUGUCCCAAGGCCGAGAGUCUGGGAGCAAAGUUAGAGCCUUACACCUGUCAGCAAUACCAGAUACCUUGUACAUGCUGGAUGAUAGAGAUGUCUCUCUUCCACUACCAUAUUCUGGCUCUCCAGUCUCAACAGUAGACAUCAUAGCUGGCACAAUUCCAGUCCCAGAUAAAGCCACGUUUGUAAAGAUGCUGGAGAGAGAACAGGAGUUGCAGGUAUCUAAACCUGCUCUCCAAGCUACUUCACUAGCCUGCAUUGACAAGAGAGCUGUGACAAAAGCUGUCUGCUUACAGAUACAGCUGCGUGUGGUACGGGAGUUUGGUUUGCCAGACAGCGCUGUAGAAAUUCUUCAAAACAGCCAGUAUUACUACACCAACAGCAGCCACCAUUGUCGCCACUUUCAUCAGCACUACCCACAAGCCCAACACUUACAACAUCGGCAGUAUCAUGUUUCUAGGAGCUCAGCAGCUAACAUGCCAACCUCAUCACCUUACAGGGAAAUUGAGAGAGAUCAUUGUAUGGAGCGUACCCUGAGUGAUGUGAUGCCAGACAUUGCAUUGGCUUCAAGUACUUUGUCACAGCUUCAUGUCUAUGAUGGUGAGCUAGAUAUUGGUGACAGAAGCACGGAGCGACACCCCUCUCUUUACAUUUAAGUUGAAGGAAAUCCAUACAAGCUAUAUGCACCAUAUCUGUGAUGAACAAAUGCAAUUCUACACCAAGAUAUGCCUUAAAAUCAUUUCAUGUGGAAAGUAGAAUUGAGCACAGACCUAGAAUAUUUGUCACAUAAACCAUGAUCUUCUAAUAAAAUUUUAACUUAAUGUAAAGGUAAAUCAGGCACAUUUUUCAAAAGUUUAUGGUGUUGAUCAAUUGGUUUCUUUUUUUGGGAGCUUCAGACAUAACUUACAGUAUUUCCCUGAUACUAAACCCCCUUUAACCCUUUACAGUCCUAUGCACCAGAGAUUUUUCUUAGUGAUACAGUUGUAUGCGCCUGCACUGUAGAGAACAUUUAUUUAUGUAUUUUUGUAAUGAAAGUCUUGACAGUAGCUUGAUUUUGGAGAUACCUGUGGAAGUGGGAAUCCAUGAAUUUUAGUUUCAUCUUUUUCACUAGCAGUUAAUUUUUUUUUUACAUUUAAAAAUACUGACAAUAUAAUUGAUUAAUUAAGCUAAUUUUAAUGCUUGUGCUGGUUUAUUGGGCUUUUAUUAUAAUGUAGCUACUAUAGUGAUAUCUGAUAUACCAUAAGAAAAUAGUUUAAUUUUUUUUUAGCAAUUUAAAGGUUUUUUAUAGAAAUAAUGUACAAGUACAAGGUAUAGUUUUUUGUUUUUUUAUAAUACAUUUUUCUGGAAUUAAAAAUAUUUUUAUUUAUUAUUUCAAAAAUUACCAAACUAUUGAACCUCAUACAUUAUUAAUUUUGACCUUUUUCCUCUGCAAUGCUUUUUAUCUUAAUCUAUGUUUAAUAGUUUUAAAUAAUUU